Messenger RNA from Nerophis ophidion (straightnose pipefish), 1648 nucleotides. RefSeq names its product tubulin alpha chain-like. NCBI's taxonomy places the organism in Eukaryota, Metazoa, Chordata, Actinopteri, Syngnathiformes, Syngnathidae. Gene Ontology annotation, biological process: microtubule cytoskeleton organization; mitotic cell cycle. The record is from RefSeq and is a predicted model, not a curated record. Gene Ontology annotation, molecular function: structural constituent of cytoskeleton; GTP binding. The transcript is spliced from 4 exons. Bases 160 to 1509 code for a protein of 449 amino acids. Gene Ontology annotation, cellular component: cytoplasm; microtubule.
AUCCUGGUCAUGCAAAGCAGUCUGUCCAGGUGGGAGUGGUUCCAGGUCUAAUAUAGCUCCCAGUCUUGCUGGAUCCGGCAGUUCAGCUCACUGGGACCACAUUGAGGACCGCCGUGAGAGGCAUUCACACUAAGUCAAAGACUCCCAGUCCAAGGAACCAUGCGCGAAUGCAUCUCAGUCCAUGUCGGCCAGGCCGGCGUCCAGAUGGGGAACACCUGCUGGGAGCUCUAUUGUCUGGAACACGGCAUCCAGCCCGACGGUCAGAUGCCCGACCCCAAGGCCGUAGGUGGAACCGACGACUCCUUCACCACUUUCUUCAGUGAGACCGGGGCUGGAAAGUACGUCCCCAGAGCGAUCUUUGUAGACCUGGAACCCACAGUUGUCGAUGAGGUGCGCACAGGCACAUACCGCCAGCUCUUUCAUCCCGAGCAGCUGAUUUCUGGGAAAGAAGACGCUGCCAACAACUAUGCGCGUGGACACUACACCAUUGGCAGGGAGAUCAUUGACUCGGUCCUCGACAGGAUGCGCAAACUGUCUGACCAAUGCACUGGUCUCCAAGGGUUCUUGGUUUUCCAUUCCUUUGGUGGAGGCACCGGCUCAGGCUUCACUUCCCUCCUCAUGGAAAGGCUGUCUGUUGAUUAUGGUAAAAAGUCCAAGCUGGAGUUUGCUAUCUACCCAGCACCCCAGGUUUCCACAGCAGUCGUAGAGCCUUACAACUCCAUUCUCACCACUCACACCACCCUGGAGCACUCCGACUGUGCCUUCAUGGUCGACAACGAAGCCAUCUACGACAUCUGUCGCAGGAACCUCGAUAUUGAACGUCCGUCCUACACCAACCUGAACCGGCUGAUCAGUCAGAUUGUGUCGUCUAUCACGGCCUCUCUUCGCUUUGACGGAGCCCUGAAUGUUGACCUGACAGAGUUCCAGACCAACUUGGUGCCCUACCCUCGUAUCCACUUCCCUCUGGCGACAUAUGCCCCGGUCAUCUCCGCCGAGAAGGCCUACCACGAGCAACUCUCUGUGGCUGAAAUCACCAACGCCUGCUUUGAGCCAGCCAAUCAGAUGGUGAAGUGUGACCCCCGUCAUGGCAAAUACAUGGCCUGCUGUCUGCUGUACCGUGGGGAUGUGGUGCCCAAAGACGUCAACUCCGCCAUCGCCGCCAUCAAGACCAAACGCUCCAUCCAGUUUGUGGACUGGUGUCCCACGGGCUUCAAGGUGGGCAUCAACUACCAGCCUCCAACCGUGGUUCCUGGAGGAGAUCUGGCCAAAGUGCAGAGAGCGGUGUGCAUGCUGAGCAACACCACAGCCAUCGCUGAGGCCUGGGCUCGCUUGGACCACAAGUUUGACCUGAUGUACGCCAAGAGGGCCUUUGUGCAUUGGUAUGUGGGCGAGGGGAUGGAGGAGGGAGAGUUCUCCGAGGCCAGGGAAGACAUGGCCGCCCUGGAGAAGGAUUAUGAAGAAGUCGGGAUUGACUCCUUUGAAGAAGAUGAGGACGGAGAAGAAUAUUAAACAUCUGGAGAUCCUUCACUCUCAGGGGCAAAAUAUCUGUUAGAUAGUUAUGAUGACAGCAGUGGUCAAUGUUGGCCUUCAAUCAUCAUUUUCAAACGGUUUGAAUUUUGCUGUGACCUAUUAAAUCUUUCAGAAUGCA